Molecule: messenger RNA, 1838 nt
Organism: Enhydra lutris kenyoni (northern sea otter)
Lineage: Eukaryota; Metazoa; Chordata; Mammalia; Carnivora; Mustelidae
Gene: SRD5A3
Product: steroid 5 alpha-reductase 3
Exons: 5
Coding region: 89-1045 (318 amino acids)
Biological process (GO): dolichol-linked oligosaccharide biosynthetic process; polyprenol catabolic process
Cellular component (GO): endoplasmic reticulum
Molecular function (GO): 3-oxo-5-alpha-steroid 4-dehydrogenase activity
Source: RefSeq, a predicted model, not a curated record
GCCCACCUGGUGUGCGGCGCGCGAGCGGCCGCUGCUGCGCUAGCGGGUGGUUCGGGCCCUGGGAGCACGGAAGCCCGUCGCGUCGGCUAUGGCUCCCUGGGCUAUGGCCGAGCUAUGGGCGCUGAACCCGCUGCGCGCUCUGUGGCUCACUCUGACCGCCGCCUUCCUGCUGACCCUGCUGCUGCAGCUAGUGCCGCCCGGCCUGCUCCCGGGCUGCGCGCUUUUCCAGGACCUGAUCCGCUAUGGGAAAACCAAGCGUGAGGGGCCGUCGCGCCCGGCCGCCUGCCGGGUCUUUGAUGUGCCCAAGAGGUACUUUUCUCACUUCUACAUCAUCUCAGUGCUGUGGAACGGCUUCCUGCUCUGGCACCUUACUCAGUCUCUGUUCCUGGGAGUGCCUUUUCCAGACUGGCUUCACGGUCUGCUCAGAAUUCUCGGGGCUGCCCAGUUCCAAGGGGGUGAGCUGGCACUGUCCACAUUCUUAGUGUUAGUAUUUCUGUGGCUACACAGCUUGCGAAGGCUCUUCGAAUGCUUCUAUGUCAGUGUCUUCUCCAAUGCCAUGAUUCACGUCGUGCAGUAUUGUUUUGGACUUGUCUACUAUGUCCUCACCGGCCUGACUGUGCUCAGCCAAGUGCCAAUGGACGGCAGGAAUGUCUAUGCGAUAGGGAACAAUCUCUUGAUGCAAGCUCGGUGGUUCCAUAUCCUCGGAAUGCUGAUGUUUAUCUGGUCGUCUGUCCAUCAGUACAAGUGCCACGUCAUUCUCGGCAAUCUCAGGAAAAAUAAAGCAGGGGUGGUCAUUCACUGUAACCACCGAAUCCCUUUUGGAGACUGGUUUGAAUAUGUUUCUUCCCCGAACUACUUAGCAGAGCUGAUGAUCUACAUUUCCAUGGCUGUCACCUUUGGGCUCCACAACUUAACUUGGUGGCUAGUGGUGACAUAUGUUUUCUUCAGCCAGGCGCUGUCUGCUUUCCUCAGCCACAAAUUCUACAAAAGCAAAUUUGUCUCCUAUCCAAAGCAUAGGAAAGCUUUCCUGCCAUUCCUGUUUUAAGGUCACCUCAGUCAUGAAGCAUGCAAACCAGGUGACAGGUGCGAUUCCUCAGGACAACAAAAUCUAGGGACCAAAGCACAGUUUCUGCAGAACUGUUUGUAACUCCGCAUUCCGUUUUUACACCCAAAAGUCUUCACCAAAUGAGCAAAGCAAGACCCCGCAAGAAAAUGAAUCUUCAAAGAGGAAAUCCUUCUGGCAGGCCUGGGAGUGCUGUGUCUGCCUUCUGAGAUGCUUUAUAAAACCAACCAACUGCUAACAAGUAGAUGAGACUUCUCCAAGCUGCCUCACAAGCAAACUAACCAAGAAUAUGCCAACGGCUUCACACAUGCACCUACGUCCCCAGAGGAAGAGAUGAGACCAUCCGUGGCUUUUGUUGGGACAGAUGAGCUGGACUACAUAAGCAGCAGUAUAGCAGUGUGCAGUAACUGUUGCAUUUCAGUAAAAGCAGAAGAGCUUUUGGAAAUCACAAUAUAUAAUUUCACAGCAACAGAUUUAGGGGAAAAUGAGUUUGUUGGAGAUAGUGUAUACCUUCACAUACAGCCAUGAAGAUUUUCAGUUACGUAACCAGCAACAGCGGUUUCCACUCAUCUCCCCUUCAAAUCAUAGGAAACCACUUUUAUUCAAUUCUUCUUUUGACAUGCCUUUCAAGGAAGUACCUUAAAAGUGAAAGCAUCUGAAAAUAAAAUAUUUUUAUAUUUAUGUGUAGAGCUCUUUCAUGAAUGGACUGACCUUCGCUGCAGAGGGGGCCAGUGCUGUAGCCUCGUUCGUGUGGAGUUACUCACACUGGAUUAAG